Cyprinus carpio (common carp) is the source of this 3345-nucleotide messenger RNA. RefSeq names its product kinesin light chain 1-like. Gene Ontology annotation, cellular component: membrane-bounded organelle; kinesin complex; cytoplasm. The record is from RefSeq and is a predicted model, not a curated record. Lineage: Eukaryota; Metazoa; Chordata; Actinopteri; Cypriniformes; Cyprinidae. Gene Ontology annotation, biological process: axo-dendritic transport. Gene Ontology annotation, molecular function: kinesin binding.
GAUGACAUCAUGAGGAGGAGGGAACCUGUUUGGAGAAACACAACGCCAUUUUCACAGAGUGCAGCUCCAGACAGAUGCGUCUGAGCUGAGACCCCAGUGUUUCCACGAACUCCGCCGUCGCACGUUAUGAUCGUGUGAUUAUGAGACUAUUGUCUGUGCGGCACUCAGUGAUUUGAGCUCGUGCUGGUGGAACAGGACUGUCAGUGGCAGGAACUUCCCCCGUCGAGCGCCGGAAGACUGGACACACACACACACACACACAACUACCCCAAACCCUCACAAUCAGGCUGCGGAGCGGUAUAUUGACUGUCGGUUCGUGGAGGGACGAGGAGGAACAAACGCUGUUACGGUUGUGUGUGAUCUGUGUGCUCCGCAGAACGGAUGCGUGAGGACAUGUCGAGCGUGGUGUGCGUGAAGGAGACGGACGGGCAGGGGGACCCCGGAGAGAAGCUCUCCCAGGACGAGCUGCUAUGUCGGACACGGGAGGUCAUGCAGGGGCUGGAGGCGCUCCAUGCAGAACAUCAGGCCAUCCUGGAGGGGCUGAUGGGGACCUUGCGCUGCCUCAAACAGAGCCAGGAGGGUCGUGCUGUUGAGGAGAAGACAGCUAUGAUCCAGCGCUCUAUGGAGAUGCUGGAGCUGGGCCUCGGCGAAGCACAGGUGAUGAUGGCUUUGUCAGGGCACCUGAGUGCAGUGGAGGCAGAGAAACAGAAGCUUCGAGCACAGGUGCGGAGGCUGUGUCAGGAGAACCAGUGGCUGAGAGACGAGCUGGCAGGAACCCAGCAGCGGCUGCAGAAGAGUGAGCAGAGCGUGGCCCAGCUGGAGGAGGAGAAGAAACAUCUGGAGUUCAUGAACCAGCUCAAGAAAUAUGACCAGGACCUCAGCCCAUCAGAUGAUAAGGACUCUGAUUCCAGUAGGGAGACACUGGAUGAUCUUUUCCCGGAUGAGCAGGAUGAGCCAGGCCCUGGCAUCCAGCCUCCUCACAGCAGUGCAGCCGCAGCAGCGCAGCAGGGAGGGUACGAGAUCCCCGCUCGUCUCAGGACCCUCCACAACCUGGUGAUCCAGUACGCCUCACAGGGCCGGUAUGAGGUGGCCGUUCCCCUCUGCAAACAGGCUCUGGAAGAUCUGGAGAAAACAUCUGGACAUGAUCAUCCUGAUGUAGCCACCAUGCUCAACAUUCUUGCCCUCGUCUACAGGGACCAGAAUAAAUACAAAGAGGCAGCAAGCCUCCUUAAUGAUGCACUGGCCAUCAGAGAGAAGACCCUGGGCAGAGACCACCCUGCGGUGGCUGCCACAUUGAACAACCUGGCCGUUCUUUAUGGCAAACGAGGGAAGUACAAGGAAGCAGAGCCUCUGUGUAAAAGGGCACUGGAGAUCAGAGAGAAGGUGCUGGGGAAGGACCACCCUGAUGUUGCCAAGCAGCUGAAUAAUCUGGCCUUGCUGUGUCAGAACCAAGGAGAGGUUGAAUACUACUACCACAACUACCAUGAAGACCCACCAGACCAAACAGACCAAACACCCCCAGACGACCCCAAUACCAAAAACAACAAAAAUUCUCAGGCUUCAUGCUAUCUGAAGCAGGGGAAGUUUAAGCAGGCAGAGACUCUGUAUAAAGAGAUCCUCACCAGAGCCCAUGAGAGAGAGUUUGGCUCUGUAGAUGACGAAAAUAAACCCAUCUGGAUGCAUGCAGAGGAGAGAGAAGAACAAAGCAAGGGCAAGCAGAAGGAUGGUUCUCCAUUUGGAGAGUAUGGUGGCUGGUACAAGGCCUGUAAAGUCGACAGCCCGACUGUCACGACCACACUGAAGAACCUCGGAGCGCUCUACAGGAGACAGGGCAAGUUUGAGGCUGCGGAGACUCUGGAGGAGGCGGCUCUGCGCUCCAGAAAGCGGGGUCUGGACACGACACAUAAGCAGCGUGUGGCGGAGGUGCUGGGAGACCCUGAAGUACGAGAGAAGCAGAGGAGCCGUGAGAGCCUGAUCUCUGACACGGUGAAGUACGAAAGCGGCCCUGACGGAGGAGAGGAAGUGAGUAUGAGCGUGGAGUGGAACGGGGACGGCUCGGGCUCGCUGAAGCGCAGCGGUUCCUUUAGUAAACUGCGGGCCUCUAUCCGGCGCAGCAGUGAGAAACUGGUCCGCAAGCUCAAAGGAGGCGGCUUACGAGAAAACGAACCCAAAAAUCCUGGCAUGAAGAGGGCCAGCUCUCUUGGAGUCCUCAACGAGCCGAAUAAACCUGUGGAUGAACUCAAAGAACGAAAUAAUCGUCUAAGGAAGUCGCGAGACCUGAGUUCCAGUCACACUGACCUGGCGCAUUGAAGGUCUGCUGUUGGACGUCCCGAUGAAGAGAGGUACUAAGAGGUCUCUUCAUCAGGCUGAAGUGAACUGUGUUUUUAACAGGACUACCUUCUCCAGAGGUUCCUUUUGCUCUUGUGUCUCUGUAUAUGUAUUUAAUUUCUGGUAAGUUAGCUGUAGAAAUGACAACUGAUGUAAAAACUCAACCAGAACCAAAGUGCACAACAAAUUUCGAGAUUAUGAUGUUCUUCGAAGAUGAAAAUUUGUCAAAAAAUACAGAAAAUAGAUAUAGUUUUUCAGGCUCAGGUUGAGACUAGACACUCUGAUGGCGACCGUGAUGCUAAAGUACUGAUUCAAUCAGACUUACUCCCUUGAUAAAGAGAGAACUGCACCGUGUUUAUGAAGGUCUAUGUUUACAUGAGUGAUGGUUCAAUGAUGCACAUUUUCUUAUUGCUUUUGAGAAGUGGAAAGGGAUCUGGUUUAUAAUGGAAGAAAUAGGAAAAUAGUAAAAAGGAAAUAAUUCAAGAUCUAUACGGUUAGAAUGUGGAUUAAAUCUCAGGACUGAAAGAACAGAUUCAUUAUGCAAAGUAACAAUGCACUUUGAACGAUCUCAAAGGAUAAUGUUACACUAUCAACCCUUUGCAUGUUACAGAACUAAACUGAGGUGAUUACUUCAGUUUUAAUUGGUUUAUAGAUGCUUUUGUUUGAUCUGUAAACUGAAUAUUACAAGUUUUCAUGAAUAAUAACAACAGGAAGUCUUUCUGUUAUUUGUGAGCUAAAGCAACGCUGUUAUCUAACAUGGAGUUAUAAGCACUGCUACUCCAGAUAAAAAUGCACUGGAAUAUGAUUUCUGUUCCCAGAUGUUUAACUACAGUACCUGUUUGAAAGCGGUGUGCCUUGUGAGUGCCUCAGGCAGGUUCUUACUAAUGAAUGUGGAAGUUAUUGAUUUUGAGUGUGACAGCAGAACAGUUUGAGCUCUGUAAGGUCAAAUGUCGGACACGAUUUUACAAAGUAAAUACGAAUUUUUAAUACUGUGGUCAAAUAAAAGCCCAUUAUAUA